CUGUCUACAGCCAGCGUCAGCUAAAUGAAAGUUAGAUAAUCCCGUGCUUCGAAUUGGAUUUAGAUUAUGUUGGCUCAGGAAAAAACAUAUCUUUAGCCACAAAUAGAUUGUAUGUUCGUGGAUUUCCUUGUUUUCGUAGUUCUGGUAAGUAACGUUAGCCAUUUGCUAGCCUAGCUAGUUCCGAAUGAACAAGCCUGUGCAGAGUUGUUAUUAUUGUGCGCGUGCAUCUGAAAUAGCAAGCGCAUGCUAGCCAACUAUAGAUACUUGAUUGACAACUGAUUCUCUUGAGUUAAUUCAGGGCACGAGAGACGUUGUAAAUGUGAAAUAUCGCAAUGCCUGACUAUACACCCAUAUACAGUGCCUUCAGGAUGUAUUCAUACCCCUUGACUUAUUCCACAUUUUGUUGUGUUACAGCCUGAAUAUUUUUUAAAAAAUUAAAUAUAUGUUUUUCCUCACCUAUAUGCACACAAUAUCCCAUAAUGGCAAAGUGAAAACAACAUGUUUUUAGACAUUUUUUUUAAAAUGUAUUGAAAAUGAAAUACAUAAAUAUUUCAUUUACAUAAGUAUUCACACCCCUGAGUCAAUACUUUGUAGAAGCACGUUUGGCAGAAAUUACAGCUGUGAGUCUUCAUAGGUAAGUCUUCAGAGUUUUCCACACCUGGAUUGUGCUUAAUUUGUCCAUUAUUCUUUUCUAAAUUCUUCAAGCGCUGUCAAAUUGGUUGUUGAUCAUUGCUAGACAACCAUUUUCUGGUCUUGCCAUAGGUGUUCAAGUAGAUUUAAGUCAAAACUGUAACUCGGCCACUCAGGAACAUUCACUAUCUUCUUGGUAAGCAACUCCAGUGUAGAUUUGGCCUUGUGUUUUAGGUUAUUGUCCUGCUGAAAAGUGAAGUAAUCUCCCAUUGUCUGGUGGAAAGCUGACUUAACCAGGUUUUCCUCUAGGAUGUUUGUUGCCUGUGCUUCACUCCAUUCCAAUGUCUUUUUUUAACCGGAAAAACGUUCCAGUCCUUAAUGAUUACAAUCAUAACCAUAACAUGAUGCAGCCACCACUAUGCUUGAAAAUAUGGAGAGUGGUACUCAGUAAAGUGUUGUAUUGCAUUUUCCCCAAACAUAACACUUUGUAUUCAGGACAAAAAGUUAAUUGCUUUAGUGCCUUGUUGCAAACAGGAUACAUGUUUUGGAAUAUUCUGUACAAGCGUCCUUCUUUUCCCUCAGUUAAUUAGGUUAGUAUUGUGGAGUAACUACAAUGUUGUUGAGCCAUCCUCAGAUUUCUCCUAUCACAGCCAUUAAACUCUGUAACUGUUUUAAAGUCACAAUUGGCCUCAUGGUGAAAUCCCUGAGCGGUUUCCUUCCCCUCCGGCAACUGAGUUAGGAAGGACGCCUGUAUCUUUGUAGUGUAAAGUGUCAUUAAUAACUUCACCAUGCUCAAAGGUAUAUUGAAUGUCUGCUUUUUUUUUCUUUUUUUCCCACAUCUACCAAUAGGUUCCCUUCUUUACGAGGCAUUGGAAAACCUCCCUGGUCUUUGUGGUUGAAUCUGUAUUUGAAAUUCACUGCUCGACUGAGGGACCUUACAGAUAAUUGUAUGUGUGGAGUACACUAUUAUUGCAUACAGUGAGUCCAUGCAACUUAUUAUGUGACUAGUUAAGGACAUUUCUUACUCCUGACCUUAUUUAGGCUUGCAAUAACAAAGGAGUUAAAUACUUAUUCACUCAAGACAUUUCAGUUUUUCAUUUUUAAUUAAUUUGUAAAAAUGUCUAACAUUAUGGGGUAUUGUGUGUAGGCCAGUGACAAAAAGUCUCAAUUUAAUCCAAUUUAAAUUCAGGCUGUUACACAACAAAAUGUGGAAAAAGUCAAGGGGUCUGAAUACUUUCUGAUGGCACUGUAGCUUGCUUUUCAGACAAUAUGCUGAACAAUAGACAAUUCAGUUGUGUCACAUGACUUUAGUUUUUAUUUGUGGCACUUGGUUAUCCCUAGCCAAGUAAAACUCAACUCCACAAUGUUGAUGUGAAAUACAUAGUGGAGUUGAGUUUUACUUGGCUAGGUUAUCCCUCAACAGCAAGUAGCUAGCUAGUCUACAUUUUUGUCUCUCGCAGACUUUGUAGUGGAUUAUUGCUAAGCUAUCUGUUGGUAAGUGAAGGGUUAAGUGACAGAUGCCUUAGUAAAACCUAACCAUUCCACAGAUCUCUCACAUCCUCAUUUUAGGUUUCCCAACAUCAGGUUUACACUGUCAAUGUUCCUACAACCUGCACCAGCAUUCUGUGCUGCAUAGUUACCAUACACAUGACUUGUCUGAAACAGUAAGAAAAUCUAGUAAAACACCAGGCCUAAAUGGUGACAUUACUUCUAUGCAUUUGGCAACUUUUGCAAAGUCUCUGAGCAACAGUAGACUGUACAAAUUGUUAUGGAUGGGGCUGACUUGAUAAGUAGACCUACAUCGUGUCUUCCUUCCAGCCAUGACUCUGAGCAUGUCUCCGGCUGCGGUGUGCCAGUGCUUUACUCUGGUGUCUCUGUGCACGUCCAUCGCUGACCCCAACUGGAUCCAGGUCAGGAACAGUACUGACCCCGGAGGCAAACAGCUCAUCUAUGGAGUGGCCUUCACACUGCACGCUGCCCAGAACCUCACUGACACAGGUAGGGAAGGGCAAGGCUGGACUGUGAAAGAAGAGAUUGGUUGACAUUUGUCUUUUUGCGCUGCUAUCACAUAGUUGUCAUCUGUUUUGACACUGUAGAGUUGACAUUUUCUACAGUUUAACUGCACCCACAUAUGUCUGGUCGUCAGUAUUUCCAUAUUUGUGAGCUUAAACGUAUUUACGUCCUGCUUGUGCAGAAGCCUGGGAGUGCGGUGUGUGUUUAUGUGCGUGGUGUUGACUUACAGUAUGUGUGUGUUCCCUCCCUUUAGGUCCUCUGGGUGGUGUUAACGGCUGGGGGAUGUGGCUGCUCUAUGCUUUGGCGGCUCUGUGCUACAGUGCUGUCCUGCUCUCCAGCUCCUCCUUCCUAUUGGACUUCCUGGGGACUGGGAUGUCCCACCCUCGACUGGUGGUGUCACUCCACAUCUCCACAGGUAACCUAACCUCCCUCCCUUUUUCUAUCUCGGUCUCACUUUUCUUAUUCUCUCUUUUUUCUUUCACGUUCUUCCUCCUUCGGUCUCUUUUGCUGUCUUAUCUGUUUUUCUCUGUCUGUUUGUCUCUCUCUGAGGGCUUAUCACAAUACUGUAAUUUACAUUUUUUAAAUGUUUAGUCAUUUAGCAGGUGCUCUACUCCAGAGCGACUUACAGGAGCAAUUAGGGUUAAGUGCCUUGCUCAAGGGCACAUCUGCAUAUGUUUUAUCUAGUCGGCUCAGGGAUUUGAACCAGCGACCUUUCGGUUACUGGCCCAACGCUCUUAACCGCUAGUCAUAAUUUGAAGAAGAAUACACUCUCACAGGUCUCAUAAAAUAUGAAGUCUCAUAAAAUGACAUGAGUCAUGUUUUCUGAGCCAUGUUGAUUUACAUCACUCUGCAGUUCUCUCUGGGAUUAAUUCGUAUUUCAUCCUCUCGCUGUCUUUCUCCCUUUCCCUCCAUGUCUCUUUUUCUCCUUUUCCCUUCCACUCUCCCCAGUCGUUUUCCUACUGUCCAUGCUGGGAGUGUGCGGGGCCUGCCUGUAUGUCAUCAGCGGCAACCUUCAGGAGGGCAAAUUUGGGCUACUGUGGGACUGGCUAGGGGGCUGGACCUGGCCUGGGUCUGGGUCUCCUAGGCCUGGGUCUGGCUCCAGGAGCCAGGGAGGGGGAGGGGCAGUGGGGUUGCAGGCUUACCCAGGGGAGAGCUUCUACAUUGCCAUGCUGGGCCUGCUCUUUUCCUGCCUGGCUUCCGUGAUCAGCCUGAGUUGCCCGGGGGACCCCACCUCCACCCAGAGUGACUACACAGCCGUGGUGGAAGGGGAUGACAGUGACACAGAGCCCCUCACCCCCAGGGAGCAGGGAGUGGGACAGUCUGACGGCGACAACAGGGGGGAGGAGUGGGCAGGAGAGGUGUUCCCUGAACUGACUCAGGGGGAGGUGGAGACUGCUAAAGGGGGUUCUGUUUAAAUGUGUGGCAUAUAAGGUGAACUGAGGCUUGGUUCACGACUAGAAUGCGAACCAGGACCACACAUGGCCUGUAACAGACUUUAUUAGACAGCAGUGCUGGCCCCUUCGCUGGUCAUCUUUUGGUUCCUAAUUGUUUCACUGGACCGAGCUAGUGGAAUCCAGUCAGGAGCCAAAAAAGAGAUCAGAUACGUUCUUUUAAUGUUCGUCUGCCAAUAAAAAUCACUCUCGGGUCAUUGUGUGUGUACAGUUGCACAACAUGGAGUAAACCCGUUUAUGGAAAAAAAAGAAUUACUUUUUCUUUCCCUUGUGGGAGUUUAGGCCCAUAGUCUCCAACUUCACUAGACCAAGGUCAAUAGUUAUUUUGCUUGCUGUGAUGGUUGAAAAAGUGUGCUACACAGUUAAGCUAUUUCUGUCUGUGUGACCAGGGCAAGUGUGUUAUAUCAGAUGUGUGACACAAAUUAUAUGCCCUUCAUGCUCUUUUAAAUAUAGUUGAACACUUGGCAGCACUUGCAUGAAUGGAUAGUAAACUCUCAUCAAUGGGAACAAGCUUUGACCCUGUUCCCAUUACUGCAAAAAUAACCACUGGGGUAUGUUCAGGAUCAGCUAAUGGUUUCAAACACUUCAAAACCAGAAAAGAUGUUCAAUUGAGCAAAAGUUGAGACAUAGCCCAUGUUUGUACAAUCACCUAUUGUCCUCUUCUAGUUAUCAUAAAAAUCCCUAGAGGAAGGGUUUUCUGAUUAUUUUUUACAGUUUGUUUUCUAACCUAUGCAUUAUCUUAACUUCUUAAACCCUUUGCAAAGUCUUUCAUAGUGACACUUUAAGUUUCCCAAAUGGAGGACAGAAAUCCCAGAGAUUAUUCAUAGGAGAUUUACCUGAAGUGUACUGAAACUGGAGUUUCCUUUGAGAAAUUCAAUUAAAAAAAGCCCAUUUGGCUAUUAUUGCCACUAUAGCUUUUAUCACUUUUAAUUGAGCCACUAUUUAUUAACGCAUGGAUGUUUACUACUAUAGGAAGAAUUGAGUGGGGAUAUGAUGUUUUACCUUUCCACAGCAGGUAGUGUAAAUACAUGGCUCUUGCCUUUAAAUGAGUUGAUAUACUAAUUAUAUUAAAAUAUGAUGUAUUGAAUAUUUUGUGUACUUAAAUGUUUCUGGUUUCAUAUAAUGUAGACACUGCUAUUGGUCACUAGAUACUACAGAUCACUGUGAAAAUAUAUCCCGGUUUGGCAUCUUUAGAGGUCUACAUUACUGCACAAACCACUGGAUAAAGCAUGGUUAUCCAGCUUGAAGGCAACCAAUAAGACAAGCUCCUUGAUGGUGCUUGGUUGCAGAUGAUGGUAGGACCAUGGAUAUUGGCUUAAUUAAUUAAGAUAGCUAAGAGGCUGCCUAGAAUCAGGUUUUCCUUACCCACUUGUUUUCUGGACACAGAUUAAGCCUAGUCCUGGACUGGGAAACAUGUUCAAUCGAGAUUCUCUUUUUAGUUCAAGACUAGGCUUAAUCUGUGUCUGGGAAACCAUCCCUCAUUCUCUUCCUCAGGUACAUAGGAAGACAUUCCUUCUCUUAUUCCAGGGUCACAGUCCCAUCUCUAUGAAUCAGACUGUUCAUUGUGGUUGUUUGUGAUGUUAUUUAUUCAUUAAACUGUUUUUGUGUUUAUGUAAAACGUGUGAAUGCAUUUUCUUUCUGUUCCAGAACAGAAGUGUCCAGUCCAGUUCCUCUCAUUCCCACUCAUCUGUUUGUGUUGAUCUGUCAUCUCAUCUCUGCCGCUACAGGUUUAUUUCCAACCAACAUCAUCAGGACAUGAUCUUAAUCCAAAACCAUGAGAUCAUCUAACAAAUUAUGUUGCUUGCUGGUACGCAAAUGACCAGGUAUUAACUUAGAAAUUACAUGGAAAUGACAAACUUUUUUGUUUACUACAUGAUUCCAUGUGUGUUAUUUCAUAGUUUUGAUGUCUUCACUAUUAUUCUACAAUGAAGAAAAUAGUAAAAAAUAAAGAAAAACCCUUGAAUGAGUAGGUGUCCAAACUUCUGACUGGUACUGUAUGUCUGACUGUACUUUAUGCAGGGUUCCUAUCCAAAGAAAAGUUUGCUGGACCAAUGUCAAUAUUUUCCAGUUACUGUAAUUCCAACGGUAACUUUUUAAUGGCUUGUGCUUGUGUGAGAGGAUGUUUUUAUUUGUCAGGGGAACAUCUUAACACCCCUGGGCAUGAUUGAAAUAUGAACCCUGUCUGUUGUAUAGAGUAGGUAUCCUGGGGUAUAUGUGACUAUAGGGACUGAUGACCUUCUCUCCUCUUCAUGGACAAUCAGAUGGCUCUAAAUAUACCUCUCUACCCAGCACUGUCCCACAUGUCUUUCCUGAAGUCUUUCUUAAUGCAUAGGCAGGUUUUAGGGUUAGCCAGGCAGAAGGACUCCCUGUGAACAUGAUGUCCUCUCUGUCAAGCAAUGAAUUCAGCAGACAAACCACUCAUUGGUAAGUAGAAAUAAUCUAAGGAUAUGGUUAGUGUAGCCUUUCUCUAGCCUAUUAGUAGAUGAGCAUAAGGUUGGUUUACAUCUGGCUUGCACUGUUCUUAAACACAGUUUAAGUCCCCCGUUCCUUUCCCCUAUUCUGUCACGAGUCCACCCCCUUCUCCCAUUGGACAGAAACCAUUGCCAUAGUAACCUUGACAAAUUGUGAAUGGAGAGGAAAGAUGCAGGGCAGUCGAGGAGCAUAUUUUAGUGAUGGUUUGCACUGAUGAGUGAGUGUGAUCCUGUGUGUACAUCACACACGCAUGUAGGUACAUGUGUGAACGUGCUAGCACUGGUUUACUGUACUAAAAUGUACGGGAAGGUACAGAUUUUCAUGUAGAUAGUUUGGAAUAUGGUGCAUUUGCAAAACAUGAUGUAUUUAUUUUAUGACCCUAAUAUUAACUAUUUUGCGAGGCAAGUGGGAAAUUAUUUCAACAGAGCUACCCGGGUCGUGUGUGUGUUUGUGCGCACGCGUUUACUUUAUGGAGGCAGAUGGAGGAAGUGAGAGGAUGCUAUUGGUAGCUCAGAGGGGCUGGGACGCGGUGAGUAUUGCUACAGUUCAUCUCCACAUGGAGGAGUGGGCCGAGGGAUGAGGAGAGAACCGACAGGGACGAGCCUACCAGUGGAGCUGUGAGAUUCCUCUUUGUAUCCCUUCUUCCACUCCCUCAGUUUUUUUUUCUGUCUCUAAGUGACAUUCAGCCAUGGCGGCUCAGAAAUUAAAAAAGAAGAGGAGAGAAAGAACAGUGGCGUUAUUAAAGAUGGAUGUCAGAUCCUGUUUCACUAGCGUACUUGCAUGGAGUCCCUGUGUAGCCUAUCUGUGGUCUUGUGUUCUGUUUAUGUGUAGUAGGUCAGUACAGCAUGAAAUGUGAAUACAUGUGUGUGUUUUAAUGUCCCAGAGUGGGUGUGGGUCACCAUGUACGUGGCGACAACGGUCAUAUUUGCUUUAGUGCGUGUGUAUGUACUAUGCAAGUAUUCAUCUCUGCUAACCUGGCCCAGAAAGUGUGUAUGUGUGUUUGUAGUCUUGACAGUCGUAUGUAUCGCUCUACGACUGGCAAAGCGAGUCGUGUGUGUGAACAGGUGAAUUGUGUUUGAGUGGCUUGUGUGCAGGUCAGUGUUAGUGUGAAGGACCAUGGCUGUUUUCUAAUCGUGUUGUCGGGGUUAUGUGUAGAAGACUUGUAUGAAGAAGGCAUUAUGAGUGGGAAUCGAGUCACAUUUCUUGACACUGGAAUGCCUGAUUUACUCCAAAUAAACCCAGCAACUCUCAUAUGCAAUGAAAGGAUAGAUGUGUUUUGCUUGGAAAGUAUGUUGUAAUGUUUUUGUAUCCCUAUAAAGGCCUACAAUCUCUCUCUCCUAUCCUUCUUUUUGUCGUUGGAUUGGUCAUUUUAGGCAAAUGUCUUCUUGUCAACUUGAUCUCUUAUAGAAGAUGGUAUCUGUUGGCUUUAUGACCAGCACCAAAUAUUCCAUUCCAGACAAGUUAACAGUUCUGUACUGCUAGUGCUACAGCUUCAACAUUGGCUGUUUCUCUUUCUCUCUGCCCUCUUUCCCUGCUCCUCAAUGCGCUCUCUCUCGUCUCUUUCUGCAAUCUCUCCCAGCCCUCCUCUCUCACUCUCUCUUGAUUAGUCCUGAGUGAGGCUGAUUUCAGGCUCCAGUUCCUCACCUACACAGCCAGCUCUGCUCUCUCUGCCCCUGGGAACUGGGCAUCAUGUUUGCCCAAGGCCUCGCUUGCCCUUGGUACUAAAAACUGAAGUCUGAGCUACACACACACAUAGACACUCAACCUGCCCGGUCAUGUGUAAUUCAGUUGUGCAGUACUCAAAUAAAUAUAUAUAGAAUAGAAUGUGCAGAUGCAUACAUAGUAAUAUAUAGACACAGAGAGAUAUAUUAUAGGAUUGGCAGGGGUCCCCAUUUUCCAGCAGUAGCCUACGUAUUAUGUGUGGAACAGAAUCAAUACAUUGUGUGCUAUUCUGAGGUGGAGGAAGAAUUCACACCUUUGUGUGGGCGCAGGCGCAGGUCUGGGAAGGGGGCGGUGCUGUGGUCCAUCAGAAGGGGCGGGGCAGAGGUGGGUGUGUGACACAGCUGAUACACGGAUCUUCUCGCUGUCUCCAUCACCCGAUAUCCGCUACGGGCAAUAGCGGCUGCAGCCUCCCCCGACCAGAGCCACACGAGUAGGCUAUAGGCCUACUGCCACUCCAACGUCCCAAUCAGCGAACCCAGAAUCGGACAGCUCGCCGAGGAGCAGUGGAGCGACGUUAUUCGGCUUCAUUCGGCGUUGUCUGUGCUGCUUCUGCCGCUAAUAGUAAGUGCAGAGCUGUUCUAGGCUAUGAGGUGAUUGAGCGAGCGCUCCUUCAUUUCCAUAGAGAAAUACGCGCACCUAGUAUGCGACGCAGCGCGGCGCACAUCUACACCUGCGUUUUUCUAUAUUUAUCGCCAUUCACCGCAUUGUCAAUCCAUUAUCCUGCCGCUUUACAUGUUGGAUUUUGGGGUGAUUCAAAGGUUGUUGUGGCAGAGAGAUAAGUGGAGAGCGAAAUUGAGGGAGAGAGAGACCGUGUUUUUUAAUAUUGCUCAUUGGAGUGAAAGUAAAGAUGGGAAUCGGAGCGGGUUGUGCGCGCGGGUUGUAGCGGAUGCUGUGCUCGCUCGAGCUCGCUCCUUUCGGAUUCCCCACACCGAGAGAGAACUGCGAGUGUAGUAGAGUGCUUUGCGUGACCCACCCACGCAUUAUGUAUUGCGUGAAUGAAAAGAAAAACAGAUAGGAUAGAUCAUGUUAAUUAUAUCGUUCUACUUGCCUUUUGUGCCUGGGUUAGGGCUUUUUCGCUGGUAUGGAGAAGCGAGUAACAUUUCUCCAUUGUGCUUUAGCAUUGCCGCUACAGCUGACAGUCUAUGCACAUCAGUGCGGUGAAGGGAUUGAUGGGGAGGUUGUUGUAGCGGCUGCAAAAAUAAUGGAGAGGGUUUUGAAUACAUGGAGUAUAAAUGGACAGACCAAGAGCAAAUGGCCUGCAGUAGAAUUUAGACCAACAUUGGCACUUAAAAGGAAUAGACUGAUUUGUAGGCCUACAUCACUACCAAAAAGAUGUAGCAAAUACUGUAUUAUUGACAUGAUAUAAAGCCUAUUGUGAGGAUAUGUGUGAACUAGAAGUGUGAGCUAGCAUGCCCGUUUUAAUAUGCUGGUAAUGGCAAGGGAGCUCUGAUAAAAUAGGCCUAUUAUUGAAUAUCCUUUACAGUGCAGUGGUUACCUCUGUACCCAAUGUGACUGCUCUGGGGGUCUUCUACGCCUGGCCUAUAUGAGGCCUUGAAUGACGUGUGUGUGGUGUGUAAUGGGGUAGCAGUGGUCACUGUUUGGGGGGCACUUUGUUUGCAUUUGAGGUGUAUCUAAGGGUCUAUGUAUGGACAAUGCAGUGACAAUAUGGGGAGAAAAUGUAUUGCUGUGUGUGUGUGUGCGCGCAUGUGUGUAGGCUACACAUAUUAUUCUAUUAAUUACCUCAUACUGCAUGUCAACACAGGAGAGGAGAUUAGGAAGACUCCCUUCGUGAGCGUGUAUGUGUGGAAGUGUGAGAAUGAGGGGGGAGCGCGCACCAGAGAGAGUGCCUGCUUGUGUGCGCGCGCUCUCUAUUUGAAGCAUGGAGCCGAUGAUGUAAUGCCUAGGAGUGUGUAACUGUGCCAGUGAGGCGAGUGUAGGCACGUGCCACAGCUCAGCCAACACUGGAACAGGGCCCUCUGCUGGUAUCGCACAAUAUGCCGUUUUGGACUCAGCACGUUAUCCUAAGGAUUCAGUACUCCCCUGUUCACAUCCCAAUCUGUUCCCAUGUCCUACCUGAGAUGGAAUGUCAAUACUCACCUUAUUAUAGCAAAGUAACAUAAAAGCAUAGUAGCUUCAUGUGCACCGGCUUGGCUUCAGGCAUGAAGAGACAAUGGGGAGAGACGAUGGAAAGAGAGAGAUGAUUCACAAAAAGGUUUGGCUGCAUCUUUGCUCAGAUAGGAGUAGUAGACUACACUUGGUACAAUGGACUAUAAAUUCACAUAUUUCCUUUAGGUCAAUGUUCAAUCAGUGAUAGAUAUUCUGGUGAGUAAUCAGUGCUCCCAGUGGGUGUGGUUCAGGGACAGGGAUAUAAUACAAAUAUGGAUAGUGUUCCUUAUUGCACUCAGUGAUACAUACACGGACAAUGAAGUAUUGACAAUUGUCUCCCAUGUUUUUCCUUCCAUUAGAAAGAGUGUUGAUAGAGAAUGUGUUUUUGUCAUUCUCAUUGGCACAGGGGGAACAACUUACCUCUGUGUGUAUGUUUGCAUUUGUGUUUGUGUGUGUCAGAAGGCAAGGGGUUAACAUGCAGAAUAACAGGUGUGCAAAAGACCUGCUCUGCUACCCAAUCACAAAGUAGAGUGUGAGAUAGUGAGAGAAAGGAACAAGACAAGAAGGUUGUGUGAGCAGAGAGCACAGUAAGCUUUCCUUCUAUGAUUGUGUAUUCAGGAUCUGCAAUUGAGGUACAAUCUGUUAAUGUAGAUGUAGAAUGUAGUUAAUAUUUGUCAUGUUUGGAUUGAAAACUUGAUAAUCAAGGAAUAAUCAUUUGCAUUGGCUCGAACAAAUCCUAUUGAUCAGCUAGGCUAUUUGUUAGCCCUUUAAUACAGUGAGGGGAAAAAAAGUAUUUGAUCCCCUGCUGAUUUUGUACGUUUGCCCACUGACAAAGACAAGAUCAGUCUAUAAUUUUAAUGGUAGGUUUAUUUGAACAGUGAGAGACAGAAUAACAACAAAAAAAUCCAGAAAAACGCAUGUCAAAAAUGUUAUAAAUUGAUUUGCAUUUUAAUGAGGGAAAUAAGUAUUUGACCCCUCUGCAAAACAUGACUUAGUACUUGGUGGCAAAACCCUUGUUGGCAAUCAGAGGUCAGAUGUUUCUUGUAGUUGGCCACCAGGUUUGCACACAUCUCAGGAGGGAUUUUGUCCCACUCCUCUUUGCAGAUCUUCUCCAAGUCAUUAAGGUUUCGAGCCUGAUGUUUGGCAACUCGAACCUUCAGCUCCCUCCACAGAUUUUCUAUGGGAUUAAGGUCUGGAGACUGGCUAGGCCACUCCAGGACCUUAAUGUGCUUCUUCUUGAGCCACUCCUUUGUUGCCUUGGCCGUGUGUUUUGGGUCAUUGUCAUGCUGGAAUACCUUUCCAUGACCCAUUUUCAAUGCCCUGGCUGAGGGAAGGAGGUUCUCACCCAAGAUUUGAUGGUACAUGGCGCCAUCCAUCGUCCCUUUGAUGUGGUGAAGUUGUCCUGUCCCCUUAGCAGAAAAACACCCCCAAAGCAUAAUGUUUCCACCUCCAUGUUUGACGGUGGGGAAGGUGUUCUUGGGGUCAUAGGCAGCAUUCAUCCUCCUCCAAACAUGCGAGUUGAGUUGAUGCCAAAGAGCUCGAUUUUGGUCUCAUCUGACCACAACACUUUCACCCAGUUCUCCUCUGAAUCAUUCAGAUGUUCAUUGGCAAACUUCAGACGGGCCUGUAUAUGUGCUUUCUUGAGCAGGGGGACCUUGCGGGUGCUGCAGGAUUUCAGUCCUUCACGGCGUAGUGUGUUACCAAUUGUUUUCGUGGUGACUAUGGUCCCAGCUGCCUUGAGAUCAUUGACAAGAUCCUUCCAUGUAGUUCUGGGCUGAUUCCUCACAGUUCUCAUGAUCAUUGCAACUCCACGAGGUGAGAUCUUGCAUGGAGCCCCAGGCCGAGGGAGAUUGACAGUUAUUUUGUGUUUCUUCCAUUUGCGAAUAAUCGCACCAACUGUUGUCACCUUCUCACCAAGCUGCUUGGCGAUGGUCUUGUAGCCCAUUCCAGCUUUGUGUAGGUCUACAAUCUUGUCCCUGACAUCCUUGGAGAGCUCUUUGGUCUUGGCCAUGGUGGAGAGUUUGGAAUCUGAUUGAUUGAUUGCUUCUGUGGACAGGUGUCUUUUUUACAGGUAACAAGCUGAGAUUAGGAGCACUCCCUUUAAGAGUGUGCUCCUAAUCUCAGCUCGUCACCUGUAUAAAAGACACAUGGGAGCCAGAAAUCUUUCUGAUUGAGAGGGGGUCAAAUACUUAUUUCCCUCAUUAAAAUGCAAAUCAAUUUAUAACAUUUUUGACAUGCGUUUUUCUGUAUUUUUGUUGUUGUUAUUCUGUCUCUCACUGUUCAAAUAAACCUACCAUUACAAUUAUAGACUGAUAAUUUCUUUGUCAGUGGGCAAACGUACAAAAUCAGCAGGGGAUCAAAUACUUUUUUCCCUCACUGUAUCAACAGUUUUUACAGUUAUAUGAGAUGGGCUUUCAUUAUUGUUGCAUAAACAAUUUUCUCAGUGGAAAAAAUACAUUUUAAUGUGAAUUUUGAUAUGAUGUGGAAUGAGGAGUAACCGUAUAAGGGAAUGCAUACUGAAAUUAAGUACUCUAAUUGAUACUUCAAUCAUACAUUCAAUGUACUUCAUAUAAUGUUUUUUAAAAAUACAUCAGAUUUGAAUGCUCAAGAAAUCUCUAUUAGUGUCAAAGUAACCUUGUUCUUAAAAGAGUUCAAAUCGCCUUAAGAGCUUUUGCAGGGUGUAUAGUAUGACUCCUAUCUCAGAGAGAGACAGAAGGAGAGGAGGGAACAGGGAAUUGGGAACUCAUUGCUAUGGUGAGGGGGGGAGAGCACGGGUGGAGAGAAGUAAGGAGUGGGUGAAAGGAUGACCUCACCCACUGUAUCAGUGUCCCAGAGGGGAGGAGGAGGAGGGGGAGUUUCAGUCAGUAUUACAUUGCAUGAGAAAAUGGCGUAUAGGCCUAUGGAACUUUUAGCGUAGUGCAAAGAUAUGAAUCAACAGUCAUAUCCUACAAUACAGUAUGUCUCACUCUAUAGAUCAUGUGUGUAUGGUCACUAAAUAUGUGUGUGUGUGUCAACUGUACAGUAUGUCAACCCCUUAACUCUCUUCCUUGUGUCUGUAUGUCGUCUAUAAUUAUUAAAUAAUUAUGUUACUUACAGAGUGUGCGUGUGUACAACGGUUUGUGUGUCUGUACCUUACUCCUAAUGAACCCUUUCUCCCCCUCUCUCCCCUCUCCCUGUCUCUGUGUGUCCUGCAGUGUGUGUCGGCAGGUGCUGCCUCCCUGCCCUCCAUCAUAGCGCGUGUGGAGCGCGGGGGGCUGAGUGAGGGGGGGCGCCCCCAGGGCAUGGGCAGUGUGGCCAGUGGGGAAUCCUCCUGGACCACCACCUCCUCUGGCCAGCAGCAACAGCAGCAGGAGAUCGCCAUGCGGAGCGUGGGCACCCGCACCACCCAGCAGAACAGCCUGCCUCGCGCCCCCCCACCACCCCCCUCCUCUUCCUCCUCCACCUCCAACUCCACCCACAGGGGCAGGAGCUUGGAAGAUAGGAGUUACAGCAUUGAGAGGUCCUCACAGCAACCUCCUCCCCUGACCCAUGCUAAGGGGACUACGGCGGACGAACGCAGCUUUGCCACCGUCGAGAACACUUCUUCUUCUUACUACGGCAGUGAGCGUCCUCCACCGCUCUGCGAGGGGGCAGAGAGAGAGAGGACCCCUGUCCAUAACAACAGCAACAGACAGGUCUCCAAUGGCAAUCGGGGCGUUUCCAAUGGGAACCGAGCGGCGGCGGGUAACAGCGAGAGGCAGGUUGCCAAUGCAGUGUUUCUGAAUGGAGGCGGGCGGCGUGAUGGGCGUGACCAGAGGGAUGGGCGUGACCAGAGGGAUGGGCGUGACCAGAGGGAUGGGCAGGGCCAGAGGGAUGGGCGUGAUGGGGGUAGAGAGGUGCCAAGAGGGACGGUGAGUUUGGAUAUUUGCGGGAACAACGUGCUGAACAAUGAUAAGAACAGUAGCCAACAGCUGGCUCAGUACAAGGAGGCGGGUGCCAGCGCAGCCAAGGUGGACAACCAUAACAACCCCCCCAACAUCCUCCCCAUCUCUGGGAAGAUGGAGCAGGUUCAGGUGGGUCACUGUGUGUGUGUGUGUGUCUCCAAAUACAGGCUGUAGGUUGAGUAUGACGGUUCAUGUUGAAAGUGUGUGUUGUUCAUUUUGUACAUACAGGCAUGUGUAUCUAUGAGUUAUGGUGCAGGCAAUAAAACGCUGUCAUAAAUUGAUAUACUGUACUUUGUUACCUAGCGGCUGUAAAUCAGUGCUGCCCAUUAUGACAGGGAGAUAUUUACAUGAAAUAUGAUCUCCCCUCCUGUCAACUCCUCCAUGCAUUGUAAUAGCAUUAGCCUUAGCUAUUACUGUUGUUUAUAUUAGAUUUAUGAAAAGGUAGGUACAUGUAUAUCUACAUAUAGUUUGUGUACCGGUAUAUUAAUAAACUAUAGUAAAUAAGAUGAAUCCCCCUUGUAAUCAGGGAAUGUAAGAUCACUGAAAUUCACAUUUAGCUUCAGUAUGCUGGCUGUUUAAGUAAUUAUACAUUUAGCAGCAUAUUCAUAAUCCCUGUAGACCUAAUUGUCAGAUAAUGUAUGUUGUACAAUCCUCGCGUUAUAUUUCACCACUAAUGCCAUUUGCUUUCCACCCCCAUCCAGAGCAAUGAUGGAUUGGUCCGCCCAUCGGCCUUUAAGCCUGUGGUGCCCAAGAGCUUCCACUCCAUGCAGAAUCUGGUGUGCCCCCCCCAAACCGGAGGAGUGGGCCGCAGUGCCGGAGGAGGUGCUGCAGGUGGUGGGUGUCCCAGUGUAACAGGACCCCUCAGAGACACAGACAGCCCUAGCAGCCGGGGUGGAGGUGGAGGUACCAGAGGCGGAGGAGGGGGCAGCAGCAGGGGCGUAGGCCAGGGGAGCCUAUCUGACUCAGGGAGGAAUUCUCUAACCAGCCUGCCCACCUAUGCUGGCUCGGGCUAUGGGCCCCCGCCUGUCCUGGGGCCCCUGAGCGCCUCUACCAGCCACAUCAACCGCCUGGGGGCCACGGGGGCCCUGGAGAAGUUGGAAAAGCCUGGUGGAGUUAGCGGUAGCGGCGCUAAUAGUGGUUACCAGAACGGACUGAGCGCCUCGGAUAGUGGUCGUUCCUCCUCCGGGAAGAGCUCCUUGUCCUAUCAGAGGCUCAGCCACCUGAGUGACGCCCCCGCACCGCUACGCCCCUCUCCCUCCUCCGAUGACGUCAUCCAGGACCUGGAGGACCGGCUAUGGGAGAGAGAGCAAGAGGUGAGGAGAGAGAGAGAGAGAGAGUGAGGGAGAGGGAGAUGAGGCAAGAAAGAGGGAGAGGGAGGGACGAAAAGGGAGAGGGUGGAUAUUGGGGGGUUCAGAAGGGAGGAGUCUUGAGAUGAUAUUGUAGAAGGAAGCAACAAACAAAUGGUACCAAAUAGUGCAAAUUAUCACAACUAUAGCACAGUGAAUACAGUUAUUUUAUAUACACUCCCAUCCAUAUGUAUUUGGAAAGUGAAGCAAAACUUUAACAUUUGGCUCUAUACGCCACCAUUUUGUAUUUGAGAUCAAAUGUUUCAUAUGAGGUAACAGUACAGAAUUGUCACCUUUUUUGGGGGGUAUUUUCUUACAUAUCUGUUUUACUGUUUAGAAAUGAAAGCACUUUAUGUAUCUAGUCUUCCCAUUUAAGGAAGUCAUAAGUAUUGGGACAAAUUCACUUCAAGUGUCUUAAAGUAUUCAGAAGUGUAUUAUUUGGUCCCAUAUUUCUUGCACUCAAUGACUACAUCAAGCUUGUGACCCAUUUGCAGUUUGUUUCAGUUGUGUUUCGGGAUUAUAUUUUGCCCAAUAGGAAAUGGAUGGUGAAUAAUAUAUUGUGUCAUUUUGGAGUCACUUUCAUUGCGAGUAAGAAUAGAAGAUGUUUCUGAACACUUCUACAUUAAUGUGGAUGCUAACAUGAUUAUGGAUAAUCAUGAAUGAAUCACGAAAAAUUAUGAGUGAGAAAGUGAGAGGCUCAAAGACCAUACCCGCCACAAAAUGCCAACCUCCUCUGUUAUUGGUAAUGGGGCGAUUCCACGCCAGCAUGGCCCGAAAAUAUUUUUGGUACCUCAGAUUGUUCAGGCAAUUCUCACAUAAAAAAUGUAUUGGGAGGAAGGAUAUUUAACAUGCUUUUUACAUUUGUAUCACAAACCAUUUUUGAGAAAACCAUUAUGAAAGUGGCCAUUUUCAGCUCUUUUUAGACCUAUACUGUGCCUUCAGAAAGUAUUCACACCCAUUGAUGGACUUUUUCCACAUUUUGUUGUGUUACAAAGUUGGAUUGUUUUGCCAAUGAUCUACACAAAAUACUCUAAUGUCAAAGUGGAAGAACAAUUCUAACAUUUGCAAAACAAUUAAUGAAAAAUAAAACACUAUAUAAUAUAUAAAACACUAUAAUAUAUCUUGUCUCUAAGUAUGUGAGAAUUGCCAGAACAAUCUGAGAUACCAAAAAUAUUUUCGGGCUAUGCUGGCAUCGCGCAAUGGUGAGAGGUAGCAUGUUUUGUUUUAGCCUCUGUAACCUUCUUACUCAUCGUUAUUCAUGAUGACAUUAUCAGGAUUAAUUAGAAGUGUUCAGAAACAACUUAUCUAUUCACUUAGAAAGAAAAUUACUCAAGUCAUCAUUCACCAUUCAGUUCCUAUUUGGCAAAAUAUAACACAACCAAAACAAACUGCACAUUUAUCCAACGAGUCACAAGCUUGAUGUAGUCAUUGCGUGCUACGAAUAUGGGACCAAAUACUAAACUUUUGACUACCUUAAUACACUUCAAGUGAAUUUGUCCAAAUACUUUUCCAAAUUACUUCCUCCUCAAAUGGGGGGACUAGAUACAUGUGCUAGAUUCAAGUGCUUUCAUUUCUAAAUGGUAAAACGUAUGUAUGUAAAUGCCCUCGAAUAAAAGGUGACAUUCUGUAUUGUCGCCUCAUAUAUAAAACAUUUGAUCUCAAAUCCAAAAUGUGGAGUAGUAUAGAGCCAAAUGUAAAAAUUUUGCGUCACUGUCCAAGUACAUAUGGAGGGGAGUGUAAUCACAAAAAGCUGUUAUUUGAAAUUUGAGGUGUUUGCAUGACCUGUAGAGGGCAUGGGUAACUGUACCAGUGAUCUUACUGUACAUAAUACUGUCUAUGGCUUAAGAAUAAACCGGUAAAACCGUUGGGUGUGCCUGAAACUUGCUGAGCAGACAACUGUAUUCUUAUUUGCUGACGGUCAAGCAGGUAAGACACGUUAGGCCUUGGGUCUGAAAUAGUAGUGCAAGGUAUUCAAGUACUGAGGGCUUUGGAAGUAGCGAUAUGUGAUAGUGGAUGGGUACACAUUGGUGGUAGCUGGUGGAUGAAGUGUGUUACCCCCAUACAAUGCAAUGCAAGGAGACAUAGUGCAACACCUAAAAUGCAUUUAAUUGACAUUGCAUAUGAGAAGUACAAAGAAAUAUGAAAGACUAGUGGGGCAGUAACUGGUCAUCAUUCACUUACCUUGAUAAUGGAUGUCAGCCAUUUUGUUAAAUAACCAUCCCCACCUCCUGCAGUGGAUGAAAAGAUGAGAAGCUCACAAUACAUGUUAAUUACACCCGAGUUCCCUUCCUCCUCCCCUCUCCCAGGUGCUCCACAUGCGCCGUAACCUGGACCAGAGCGAGGCGGCCAUCGUCCAGGUGUUUGAGGAGAAGCAGCGCGUGUGGGAGCGCCAGAUGGACGAGCUGCGGCAGAACUACGCCUCGCGCCUGCAGCAGGUGACCACACAACUACAAUAGAUAGAUAUUAGAAUUGCAGAAUAUACUGUAUAUUAAAGUUAUAGAAUGGCUCCUCAGUUCACAGAUUGUGGGAUGGUAGGCUAUACCCAAUAUCAUAUAGCACAAUAGCAUUAGCCAUGACUGCAUGGCAAAACACUGAGAAAAGGCAAAUAAUGAGCUUAAAGGAGCAGUUUAGAGAUGCAGAGUAAAGUUCUGUGCAAAGAGAUUAUUUUCUCACUGCUCUCUAAUUUUAUUCCAAAUGGUACAUUCAAUAUGGUUGCCACUAGCAUACCCACUGCCGAAUGUUGAUUUGAAUGGGGAAUGUCCAUUCUACUAAUUGUAUUUCUACCCAGGUGACGCGUCGCGCCCAGCGCUCCCAGAGUGCCUUGCAGGCCCAGAUCAGCCGUCUGUCGCAGGAUAAGCGGCGCCUGCAGGAGGAGAUGGCUGCACUGCUGGCCCAGAGGGAGGAGCUGGAGAGGAAGUGCCUGGACUACAGGAAGGAGCAGGCUGACAUCCUGCCUCGCCUGGAGGAGACCAAGUGGGAGGUGAGAUAGGGGGGUGGGACUACCUGGGGUUAAGGGGGUGGUGUGUGUGGCUGGGUGUGGGAUACAAGGGAGAUGGGUGAGGGCUGAGCAUAACAACUACUACUUGAUGUCCAUGCAAAAAAAGGACAAAAGGGCAGUACUGUCUAAAACCAAUGAUCAAAUAUGCAAUAGCUGUCCUAUACUGUAUGUGCACAUCCAUUAGACAGAGACAUGUUUGUUGAUCUCUAUUUCCACCAUCUUCAUACCUUUCAUCCCCCCUCCCCCCCCUCCCCCCCAGGUGUGUCAGAAGGCGGGGGAGAUCUCCCUGCUGAAGCAGCAGCUGAGGGAGAGCCAGGCGGAGGUGACCCAGCGGGCGGGGGAGAUGGUGGCCCUGCGGGGCCAGCUGAAGGAGGCCAACGCCCAGCUGAGGGACCGGGAGGAGGCCAUGCUGGGCCUCAAGGACUCUUACAGCACUAAGAGCCUGGAGCUGGAGCGCUGCGAGGGGGAGCUGCAAAGGACGCUGACCGAGGUAGACAGACCUGAAACACUAGCUACAAUUUGUAGAGUUGUUCUGCUCUGUGCACCACAAGUUUUGCACUCUCGAGUCACUCACAUGCAUACAGAUACAGGCAUUCACAUACACUUACUCUCUCUCACUCACUCACACACUCACUCAAAAACACACACACACACACAGUUUUGUUUUACUAUCCUUGUGAGGACCCAAACAAUUGAUUCCCAUUCAAAAUCCUAUUUUCCCUAAACCUUAACCUCAAAAUCUAACCCUAACCCUAAACCUAACCCCUAAGCCUAAAAUAGCCUUUUUCCUUGUGGGAACCCACGGAAUGUCCCCACUUCUCCGAAUGUUCCUUGUUAUACUAUCCUUGUAAGGACUUCAAGUGAAUUAACCCCCACUUCCUCUCUCUUUAACUCCUGAUUGACCCUCCUGCCUCCCCUCCCUGUGUCUCUCCAGGUCUCUCUGCUGAGGGACAAGCUGGGCAUGUUUGAGGCUGAGGUGGUGGGGCUGAAGCGGGCCCUGGGUGAGCUCAGUGCGAGGGAUAGGGCUAUCGAGGCUAGGGGUGGAGGUGGCAGAGGGAGCAGGGAAGUAUCCAGGACCAGAGUGGGGCUUUCCUCCCCACACAGCCCACUUGAGGGUUCUGCCUUCUCCUACCCGGCCCUGCCUCCACCCCCUGUACCUCCCCCAGAUGCCAUACUGAGUUUGCAGAGCGAUGAAGCUAAAGUUCAGCGUCAGGAGGCCCACCAGCGUCAGGAGGCCCACCAGCGUCAGGAGGCCCACCAGCUUCAAGAGGCUCAAUUGCGGCAGGAAAUCCACCAGCAGCGCCAGGAGGCCCAUCAACAGCACCAGGAGGCCCACCAGCAGUGGGAGGAGGCGGGGGAUCUGCGCCGGCAGCUGGAGCGCCUCCAAGGCGAGCUGCGUCUGGAGCGGCAGCAGCGCGAGCGACAGGCACUCACCUUCAAGAAGGAGCGCCACGUGUGGAUGGACGAAAAGGAGCGUGUGCUCAAGUACCAGGCCCAGCUGCAGCUUAGCUACGUGGAGACCCUGCAGAAGAACCAGGCCCUGGAGCUCCGCGUGGGCCACCUGGGCUCCAAGCUCACCUCCACCAACACCACCCCCUCGCCCACCUCACCACCCCCACUGUCCCUGGCCCCCAUCCCCCUGCCCGCCCCCGUCACCCCCCUACCCUCCCUCUCUCUCUCCCCACCUCCCCUCGCCGAGGACAAGAAUCUCCCCCCCACCCUCCACCAGCUGGCCCCCCCCUGGCCGGUGCCCACCCGUCUGGAGAGGAUAGAGUCCACAGAGAUC
Molecule: messenger RNA, 20447 nt
Organism: Coregonus sp. 'balchen'
Lineage: Eukaryota; Metazoa; Chordata; Actinopteri; Salmoniformes; Salmonidae
Source: the annotation of a GenBank genome assembly